AGGCAUGCAUAAGUUGUUUACUCCCUGAGGUCAUAAUAGGUAAUCUUAUCUUUAUUUUUCAAGAGAUUCUCGUAAGGCCCGACAGCUUUAGUCUUGAAUUGGAGACUUUGGAGGGGUGCCAUGGAUUACUUGAAUAAGCUGGAUCGCCUUUUGACUGAAAACCUCGAUGAUGGCUCAAAUCCGGCCAAAAUCUUGGAUUCUGUUCUUUAUAAGCUCAAACCAUGGCAAAUCGUGACCAUCUCAUUGGUGUGUUGGAUAUCGUUACGACUUUUGAUCAAAAGCCUGAUUUGCAUCAAAAAUACCAAUUGGAAAGUGGCUCUUUUCCGAACCUUGAGGAAAAUACCCUUUGUUCAAAGAAAGAUUCAAGAGGAGCUUGACAAAACAGUGGGCGAAAUGGAAGUCGAGCUCAAGGAACAAAUUGGAGGCUUGGCCUACCAUCAAUCAUUACCCAAAGUCGGAUGGAAUAAAGAUCAAGUCCUAAAGGAGAUUGAAAAAAAUAUGGACCUGGGCAAGUUCAAGGCUGAAACCGGAGCGCUUUCGGGCACUUGUCACAAGCCUCCGAACAUGGAACGGGUCGAAACCAUGACCAGUGCCUACAAAUUGACGGCUUUUGCCAAUCCUUUGAAUCCGGAUGCCUUUCCGGGGAUCCGGAAAUUUGAAGCCGAGGUGGUGCGAAUGACACUGAAUUUGUUCCACGGAGAUGACAAAGCUUGUGGGACGAUGACGUCGGGUGGCACGGAGAGCUUGAUCAUGGCUUGCAAGGCUUAUCGAGGAUAUGGAAAGGCCAAAAGAGGAAUCACCAAGCCUAAUAUUGUCAUGUCGUCUAGCGGCCACGUGGGCUUUGACAAGGCCGGUCAUUUGAUGCACAUUGAUGUGCGUCAUGUUCCUAUGGAUCCCAAGACCAUGCACCCCGACUUGAAGAAGUUCCGCCAAGCCAUCGACUCAAACACGAUCAUGUUAGUUGCCUCGGCUCCUCAAUAUCCUCACGGGAUUAUGGAUCCCAUUGAAGACAUUGCCCAACUUGGGUUGGACUACAACAUCCCCGUUCACGUGGACGCCUGUUUGGGCGGCUUCCUGAUCACUUUUAUGGAGGAAGCCGGUUUUGAGAUCGGGAAAUUCGACUUCCAAGUCCCUGGCGUCACGAGCAUUUCCGCCGAUACCCACAAGUUCGGCUAUGCGCCCAAGGGUUCCAGUGUGAUCAUGUACAGGAGCAAGGAGUACAUUCAUUAUCAGUACUAUGUGUCUGCUGAUUGGACAGGUGGGAUCUUUGCCAGUCCCACUAUGGCGGGGUCCCGAUCGGGGGGUCUGAUUGCGGCCACCUGGGCUUGUAUGGUCAAUCAUGGCAUGGAUGGAUAUCGGGAAUCAACCCGAAAAGUGGUCUCCACUCUUCAAUUCAUCGUCAAAGAAAUUCGAUCAAUUAAGGGACUGAGGGUUUUGGGCGAUCCACGGUCAUGCAUCGUAGCGUUCACGUCCGACGAUUUUCACAUCUUUUCUCUAGCUGAUGCUAUGAAGGAAAAGGGAUGGCUUCUCUCAUGUCUUCAAUAUCCAACUUGUGUACAUCUGUACGUAAUUCCAAUGCACACUCAAGAGGGCGUGAAAGAGAACUUCCUGAAAGAGCUGAGGUCCGUAGCUGCCACCCUUCUGACCCGCCCCAAGGACACAAAAUUGGAGGGUCGAGCUGCCGUGUACGGCAUGGCGCAAACGCUCCCGGAUCGCGGUUUGGUGGACGAAAUGGCCCAACAGUUUUUGGAUACCCUCUACACCACUAAAAACUAAUGCCUAAGGGUUCGUCGAAAAUUUUUCAGUGUUUGAAAUGAUUUGAUUAUCACUCAUCAUCAUCCCCACUAUCCAUCCAUCAAAUUGAACGAUCUUAUCAACCACAAAAGUCAAAACGUAAAUCAUUCAUUCUCAUUAUCUCCUCCCGUCAAGUUCAGCCAGCCCUCAGUCAUUUCCUCGAGCUACUUGAGAAGUCACUACCUGUUCGCUCGCUCGCUACAUUGCCCCACCAUUCACGCUUGGACGCUUACCUCCCCCCCGCCUAGAUUUCCGCCCUCUCAUCUAAGUAACAUCACCUGAGGCGAACAGAUCCCAUGUGAAAGAGGCCCCGAGGGGAUAUUUUCUGCCCCUCGGGCGACAGAUCUUGCCAACCAUCUAUCCAUCAUUCGGAGGAUUUGUACACUUGUCAAAACUGAGCAAGCUGUCAGUGUCACUUUAAAAGCGAUUGAUCAAAAUGUUGGCCUGGACCACUCUUGCGUAUCUUGAGGUGGAUGAAUAUCGACCAGAAGUCAUUUGGAUCUUGCUCAAAGGGUGUCCUAAAGUUUAUUGGGUCGAGCUAAGUGACAAGAGGGUUUUCAACGUUCAAAUGUAUGAGGAGUUAAUGUGUAAGAAUGGACUGCAUCAGCUUGAAUGUCCAGAAUAGAGUCGUCUUUGUAACUCAUUUUGAUGUGGAAGCUGGAACCCCUCCCGACAUUAUUUGAUUGAUGGAUUUUCGGAUUCAAGAUCAUUAGCGAAGAUCAAGAUGGCAAUCUGAUUAGGAGACCCGCGAGGAUCAGCUAAGAAAGCGAUCGUACUUCAGUUCUACAUCAUACCAAUAGAAGAAAUCAACGCGCCGAUUUAGAGUUAAAGCUACAAGUUUAUUCACCGUGCAAUGCUUAAAAUAAGGUUGAAUCUAAAUUCCAAGACAUUAA
Molecule: messenger RNA, 2687 nt
Organism: Tigriopus californicus
Lineage: Eukaryota; Metazoa; Arthropoda; Copepoda; Harpacticoida; Harpacticidae
Product: sphingosine-1-phosphate lyase-like
Exons: 9
Coding region: 121-1776 (551 amino acids)
Biological process (GO): carboxylic acid metabolic process; sphingolipid catabolic process
Cellular component (GO): endoplasmic reticulum
Molecular function (GO): pyridoxal phosphate binding; sphinganine-1-phosphate aldolase activity
Source: RefSeq, a predicted model, not a curated record